Molecule: messenger RNA, 3942 nt
Organism: Polyodon spathula (Mississippi paddlefish)
Lineage: Eukaryota; Metazoa; Chordata; Actinopteri; Acipenseriformes; Polyodontidae
Product: ewing's tumor-associated antigen 1-like
Exons: 7
Coding region: 120-2630 (836 amino acids)
Source: RefSeq, a predicted model, not a curated record
UCAAGCCAAAGAUGGCGCCGAAUUUCAACUAGGGAAACGUAAACUAUUGAUAACGCAGUUAAAAUGUGUUAUUUUAAGUUUUUAUAAAACUUGUGUUUGUGCAAGCCAUCGUCGACAUAAUGACGACAUUGAGAAAGCGUUCCCACCUGGCGGCGUUGGAAGAAAAGGAAGAGCGAUCGAAAGAUAUACGGACAGCAAAUAGAUCGAAAACAAACAAACUGAGCAGGGGCAUAAAUAAUACACAGUUUUCCUCUUCAUCUACAAAAAAUGAAGAUGAGAAAACACCUAAAAGAUAUCCAAGUACGAGUCAUCACACAAGUUAUUCAGUCUCUCCUUGUAAUGACAAUGAGUUACAGCAAGAUAUAUUUUGGGACCCAAGUUCUCCAACACCAGCCAGAUUUGGUAAAGGAGAAAAGAAACAUGCAGUCGGACGAGCUGUAGAAAUUUCAGACAUUGUGAAUCGGAUUGCACCCAAGGAUGAAAAACCAGCCAGCCAUGAAGUUCCACUGCUUGAAAUGUGGAUUGGUGACAAUGCAAUUCCAUGCACUCCUGGGGUACUUCGGGCUAGACCAAAAAAACAUUCCUUUAGGGCCAGUGAUGUGGAGGACCUUAUGAAGCUAGCAAAACAGUUCGACAGAAAUAUGAUUCAAGAUGCUGAACAAAAUCAUGGCCGAGACCUACAGAAUUUUUUACAGGAUGAGAAUGAAGACCAGAUGGAAUCGGAUAUGCAUGAAAAAGUUCUUCCUUCUUUUUUAGGUGAACUGACUGGAACAAAAAAGAUUAGUCCCUUUAAUUUGAAAAAUGCUGGCAUACAAGAGGAAAUGCAAAUUAAAAACAGCAGCCAGAAAUUGGUGAAUCAGGAGGCAGAAGCAGAUUUCAUUGCCUUGUUUGAUGGACCUACUCAGCUCUUGAGUGGUAGACAGAGUCCGAAUUUGUCAAAGUCCUCACUUUCGUCACCAAAAAGAAACUGCAUGCUUGGUGCAGAGACUAAUGAAGUUACAAAAAAAAGUACCUGCAAAGGGGGAGGGAAUUUCAAAUUUAAUAAGCCUCCUGGGUUUGGAAUAAAGCCUAAUUCUUACCAAAAUGCAACAGACCAGUGUCCAACAAAGCAUAAAACUGUUUCUUCAUCAAAACCACAUUUAAACGGAUUAGAAAUGGCCUCUAAAGUGUCGUCUGUAUCCACACAGGACUUUGAUGAUGAUUGGGAUAGUGAUGAUUUGCUUGAUGAUUCUUUUCUCGUAGAAAUUACUCAGAACCCUGAGCUCAUUGCAACUCCCAAAGUGACCCACUGUUCUAAACAGACGACCGAAUGUAUUGAAAAUGACAGUAGUAUGUCUCUUAUGUUGCACAAUGGUUUAACUGGUAAGGAGUCUCAGCAGUGUGGCAUUGAUAUGAAUCCUGGAGAAUUUCAAAGAAAAAACGAUGCUUGUGAAAAAGUAAAGAGUAGGGCUAGUUUUAUGCUGCAUAGAAACUCACAGGUCCAAGUAGGUGAGAGAAGUGCAGAGAAUAUACCUAAGCAGACUGACUUUUGUGGAUCAAAUAAACCUGAACCACAGAAAAACUUGCAGCAACAAAACACAUAUAAAAAUGAAACCACGUUCAACAAAGGGUCACCCAACACGCCUUCUAAAAAUAUACACAACUCUCAACAGGUUAAAAGUGGAAAAAGUAGAGCCAGUAUGCAAAGUGCAAUAUCAUCUGACUAUGGGACACUGAAGUCUGUAAAGCAGUCUGUCAAAGGUCAACAAAUCAGAGUUGAGGUAGCAAAACAAACCACGUCUUUGGUUGAUGACUGGAAUGAAUCCAAAUUCCCAGAUGAGGAUUUAAUAGAUGCUCUUGAUGAUGCUUUUUGGGACGAUGACGGUGAUGAUGACUUGUUGUAUCAGGUGUGUGAUGAUGUAGAAAAGUUGAUUGAGACUCAAGGCACAGGGCUUAGCACAAACGUUGCACCAUCUUCAGCAAAAAGCAGUAACUUCCAUCUGGUCACCUAUCCAAACAAAUUAAAGUCUUGCCCAGCACCAAGUGCUGUUCGUGGAAUGUCUGCUCAAAGCAGUUAUGCUGCUCCUGAAAACCGUACCCAAAACAGAACUGUGGGAAACCCGUCAAAUAAACCUCCAGCUACAUUUAAUCGAUCUAAUUCUUUACCAGCAAGGACUACUACAUUUGGAAAGGACUCAUCCAUUAAUGCAACUUUUUAUUUAAAUCAGAAAAACCACAAUUUGAAUGUAAAUUCAAAUGGGAGUGUGAUUGUGCCGACUUCUGUUAAUGACAACAAAUCAAAUGCUUCCAAGUACGUGUUUACAAAAAUAAGGAGCACUUCUGUCGAACCUUCAAAAGUACAAUGUUGUCAAAUUACAGGACUUGCCUCUGGAAAUGAAACCAAUAUUCAAAGUUAUAAUAAAGGAACUGUCCAAUUACAUCCAUCUUCCAGUGGAAUUACUGGUGCUUCACAGCACCCUUCCUUCAAAAGGCAUCUUUCUGACUCUGUCGCAGUGACAAGUAAAGGUUGUAUAACCAACCAGAGGACAGUAAAAUGUUCUCAAGAAGAGAUUGAAAGAAAGAAACGUGAAGCACUGGCACGAUUACGGAUGAGAAAAGAAUCGUCUCUUCAGAAUGGUGCGCCAGUGUGAUCACACAGCUCCACGUGGUGUGCUGAAAGAACCAUUUCAGACUGACGAAGCUCCCGCACCCAGCAAAGAACCCAAUUGAGAGGUUACCAUCUUUUGUAAAUGGUAACGAGUACAGCUGCCAUAAAGGGCCAUCAUCAUGCCAGAAUGACAGAUGACAUCAACACUUCUUUGACUCACUUGCUCAGAUAAAGUCUUGCUGUAGACCAUUGGCUACAGCAUUUUCUUUGAUGGGACAGCCUUUUCUCUUUAACAUAUUAGCAAGUAAUUUGAUCAGUACUGUCCUAUGCUGUUAAGAUUCAAGCCAGUGAAUUACAUCUGCUGAAAAAGAAAUGGUGUACAUUUUAUGAAAGAGAAUGCUAGUGUAAAUAGUAUAUAUAGUAAUGUAGAUUCUGGAUUCACCAGUUGACUAUUGUAACACAGUUAGGGGUUAAGAUUCUUGAAAUUAAAAUUAUACAGCUUGUGACCUUCUUUACCCCCUAUGAAAAUCAUCUGCAGUUAAACUAUUUAUUCUGGACAGAUUACUGUGUAGAUGUAUUGGUCUCUAUGUUGAGCUACUUGCAUUUAGGGGACAUCUUUCGUGGUCAACAUUUUUGCAAAAUAUUUUUAAAUGUCAGCAGGUAUUUGACAGCUUUGGCAACAGUACUCGGUUAUCAUUGCUGAUCAUGCUGAAUGUCUAUGAUUCUGAUUUAAUAUACGUGGUUACUAAAAUUACAUUAGGCUACCAACAAAGUAGGUAUGCUGCAAACAAGUAAGUUGCCAUAAAUACAUGUAAUACAUUUAAUAUCAUAUCUAAGGCUUCUGAGGAGGUAGUCUACUCUGGUACUGUUAAGGAAUCGGAGGUAUUUCAAGGUAAGUUAUAAAAACUGUGUUCGAUGUAUUGGCUAAUGUGUUUACUUCCAUAAACAUAUUUGUUUUUAGUUAUUUCUUCAUGUAACUUGUUCUAGAAAGUUAUUAGUUUGAAGCAAGGUUGGAAUAAUGGGAGUGUCCUCUCCCUUUUUGCUUUAGUUGUUGCACAAUUCUGGGGGAUAUGUUUUACCAUUCUCCAGUUUGCUGAAUGGAGAUCAUCUGGGAUUUGGAUCAUGAAAGUAGAUGUUUCCUACUCAAUUUUAAUACAUUUAAUAAAAGUCAUCAUUAACUGCUUCAUACUUGAUGUACAAAUAUGCAUGGUUGUGAUUUUAUGUACAGUCAACCCUCUUUUUACCGCCUGGUAAGGGCCAUGGCGGAAAAAAACGGGCAAUAAGCGAGGGGGGCAUUAUAGUGAGGGGCCAAAGAAAAAAAUAAAAAACACACCUACACAACCUUCUAUUUGCAA